CGGUCGCGGUAGCGAGCGGCGUAGACCUUAUUCGACCGCUCUCCUUCCAACCCGGACGUCGUGCGGGUGGUGCCGAUGCUUCGCCAGGAACCCUGGAAUCCCUCUUCGUUCACGAUCUCCGGUUGCCGAUUCUUUCGUCGCGCCCCACGAACUACAGAUCCAAAUCCGCAUUUCGGCCCUCGUCUCUUCAAUUUCCCAAUCUUCCGAAAGUCUAGGUCUCGUUCUCGAAUCUGUUAACAAUUGGAGUUUGGAGGUCAACAUUGCUCCGGAAAGUUUUAGCGUUUGGCGUUCGUCGGUACGGUUCUGGAAAUCAACUGUUUGGUUCAGGUGAAAAGGCGUGGUUUUUAUUGCGAAGAUUAUUCUUUUUGUAAUAAUAUAUACAUCUCUAGAAUGCCGCCGAUUCUAUCGUCUUCGAAGGCGGUUGCCAGGUUUUUAUCUGGCAAGAAACGAUGUUUGGAUCUCGGAGUUUGGUCUGGAUUGGUGGGAAGCCACCCUGAGGCAGGAAAUAGGACGGCGAAAUUCGCGCAGGCUCGGUGUUUGGCUAGUUUUGCUGGCUGCGGAAGUCCCUGCAUUGGUGAAGUGUUUCAUUCUGGUGAAGUGCUCGCUCCCUCUGUUGGUUAUUCCCAUCGCUACGACCAAAGAAGGUGGUUUCUUGGUUGCGAGGAUGGAGAAGAGGGAACCAUCCUUUCCAAGAUCUAUGAGGAGCGACGUGUGAUUGGGUACUCUCCAGAACAGUUAUUUGAUGUGGUUGCUGCCGUUGAUAUGUAUGAGGAGUUUUUACCAUGGUGCCAGAGGUCUAGGAUUAUUAAGCGGAAUAGUGAUGGCUCAUUUGACGCUGAGCUGGAGAUUGGUUUUAAGUUCCUUGUUGAAAGUUAUGUUUCUCAUGUAGAAAUGGAGAAACCAAAGUAUAUUAAGACCACUGCUUCAGAAAAUGGCAUUUUUGACCACUUGAUUAACAUUUGGGAGUUUUAUCCUGGUCCAGUUCCAGGAACUUGUGACCUUUACUUCUUGGUGGAUUUUAAGUUUCAGUCACCAUUAUAUCGCCAGGUGGCAUCAAUGUUUUUUAAGGAGGUGGUCUCUCAACUAGUUACUUCUUUCGACGAUCGCUGUCGUAGAAUCUAUGGUCCUGCCGUCCAAGUUCUUGAAACAUCUUAUGGACAAAGCACAUAAGCCUGGCUGGUCAUCUCGAGCACGUCAGAUGAUGAUGGUGGCUGCGAAUGUUUAGGCUAGUAAAUCAGUUUGGGAUGGCAUAAUUCGCCUCUCAAUUUGCAUGUUUCAACUACAUGCAAAUUCUUGGAUGUGCGUGAUUUCUACCAGCAUAUCCAAGUGUUUUCCAAAACCACAUUCUCUAUUUCUUUCAGGCCCUGAAAAUUCUUGUGCAAACAUUCAUCGUUUGGAGGAUAUCUUAUAUGGUAAUGAAGACAUUUCGACGA
This is a messenger RNA of Musa acuminata AAA Group (dessert banana), 1433 nucleotides long. RefSeq lists its product as uncharacterized. Gene Ontology annotation, molecular function: ubiquinone binding. The record is from RefSeq and is a predicted model, not a curated record. Bases 391 to 1170 code for a protein of 259 amino acids. Gene Ontology annotation, biological process: cellular respiration; ubiquinone biosynthetic process. Lineage: Eukaryota; Viridiplantae; Streptophyta; Magnoliopsida; Zingiberales; Musaceae. The transcript has 4 exons.